Messenger RNA from Agrilus planipennis (emerald ash borer), 1328 nucleotides. RefSeq lists its product as uncharacterized. Gene Ontology annotation, molecular function: nucleic acid binding; single-stranded DNA endonuclease activity; RNA endonuclease activity. Gene Ontology annotation, cellular component: nucleus; mitochondrial inner membrane. Bases 60 to 1259 code for a protein of 399 amino acids. The record is from RefSeq and is a predicted model, not a curated record. NCBI's taxonomy places the organism in Eukaryota, Metazoa, Arthropoda, Insecta, Coleoptera, Buprestidae. The transcript has a single exon. Gene Ontology annotation, biological process: apoptotic DNA fragmentation.
UUAUGACCAUUCAUAUUCAAUAUUAGUUACACCGUGUACUCUUCUCUGUUGUAACGAUAAUGCUAUCCAUAAGUGUUUUUCUGAUAUCGUUUGCUUUCUUAGUUUUUAAGCAUUCAGUGAACGCGGCCGGUUGUGAUGUUCCAGCUUCUUCAUUAAAAAAUAACAAUGCACCACCGCUUUUUUUCCGUACCAGCGCCGAUAUGGGCAGAAUAAGCGAUAAAUCGAUUGUCAAAGCAGCAGGUGGCAGAAUGAUCUUCAACGAUAACGAAGACGUAAAAGUGGUGUGUUCCAUUGAUAAAAUGGAUGUCAAUACAGUGACGAAACACAUAAAAUGUCUAAACAACAAGUUCAUUGAAGAUGGCAUAUACAAGGACCUUAAAGAUAUAACCUGUCAAAAUUCUCGUCCUCCCGCACCAAGAAGUGAAGUUCCGGGUCUUUGUAAGAACGCCUUUUUAACUGUUUCCGUAGGUUUUCGAAUUGAUGGUGUUUUUUUAAACCGUAUCGAAUCCUGCUAUGACAACAACACUCGUCUUCCUUUAUACACCAAAUCGAUUUUAGACCAAUCGAUCAGUACUUGCCCUACGGGGAGACCGGGAUGGUACAGCACCGGUACUUUUAGAAUUAUGUUACCGGCAAAUAUAGAAGAGAUCUACACUAUAGAUAGCCAGAGAAAAACUGUCAACCAAUUAUUAGGACUUCCUUCAGGUGACAAAAGUUUUAUUGGCGAUGGUCACAUGUACUUUGCCAGAGGUCACUUAACACCGAAGUGCGAUUUCACCUACCCUUCGGAACAACGUCUUACGCACAACUAUUUCAACGCCGCUCCCCAAUGGCAACAAUUCAAUGCUGGAAAUUGGAAAGUCUUGGAAGCAAGUAUCAAAGACUUCGUGACGAAAUCGACAACCUUUGAUCACAUCGUCGUAUAUACUGGGACGUACGGCAUCACAAAAUUCAAUAAUAUCGAUAUUUAUUUGUACGUUGGCCAAGGCAUACACGCUAUACCUGUACCUCAAUAUUUUUGGAAAAUAAUUUACGAACCUACUAGCAAAAAAGCCACUGUGUUUGUUAUAAAUAACAAUCCAAAAGACAUAAAGAUACAAGCCAUGUGUAGAAGCUUUUGUGAUACACUUGGAUGGCUUAAAAAAUCUUUUGAACCGACUACCAUAUCUAAGGGAACCUCAUUUUGCUGCAGUUACCCAGACCUAAAAGGUAUUAUACCCAACAUGCCUGAUAUUGAAGUUUUAGGGCCACUCUUGUAAUAAUAUUAACGAAAUUGUUGUAUAUUUGAUUGUAAGGGAAGGUAACUAAUAAAAUCAACUUAAAUUAAA